Messenger RNA from Acanthoscelides obtectus, 1312 nucleotides. The record is from the annotation of a GenBank genome assembly. NCBI's taxonomy places the organism in Eukaryota, Metazoa, Arthropoda, Insecta, Coleoptera, Chrysomelidae.
AUUAUCAGAAAUGUGAAAAAUGCUAAUGCUCUGAGGUUGGAGAUAUCUAAUAUUCCCAAUCACGUAUUUGGACGUCACACAAAUUGUGGUACGUUCUGCGACAAAAAAAAAUGAGGUCGAUCAAGUUCAAUUUAUGGGAGAUAAACUCCAUUUUGAAUUAAAAAAGAUCCUGGAGCCCAUCGUGACGAAAGCUGAUCGACUGGCACACAAUCAAACAACAAAUCAAGCUGAAAGAUAUAUGUCUCUAGUUGCUAAAUGUACGGGGGGUAAGCGAGUAAAUUUCACGAAAAGGAAUUCCUACACAGCUAGAGCCUACGCAGCAGCUAUAUCACAUUCCAGAGGUCCAGGGUGGCACAUGGGGGCUUUCGAGAAGAAGAACUUCUCCAUAGGAGCCACCAUGGCCAAAGUCUGUCUGAAAAGAGCAAGGGCGCUGGAAAGGAGUAGAGUAGUCUGCAAGAAAAGACCAAAAAAGCAAGCUUCUAGUGGGCCGGACGUGCAUUACGGUCCUAAUGCAGCUGCCGAGGAUAUCAGCGAGGACGAGAUGGAAAAGAAGAAAGAUAAGUUUCUGCAGACUCUAGCCAAGCGAGUAGAGUCAAGGGAGCAGACUAAAGAAAUAGAAACCUCCACAAGGGGUCAGCAUGAAAAUGCUUUGUGGAGGAGUCUACGCAAAGAAUAUUUGACUGCAUCAAAUUUCGGCUGUGUAAUUAAAAGAAGAGCGUCUACUCCCUGCCACAACUUAGUCAAAAACUUAUUAUAUAGGACUGAUAGCUUGAAAACGCCAGCAAAUGUGUAUGGCAGGGUACAUGAGGUUACAGCCAGGAAUAGGUAUGAAACGGAAACGGGAUCAUCCGUUGAAGCGUGCGGACUUUAUGUGAGUCAGGAAUAUCCUUUUUUAGCAGCUUCACCGGAUGGUCUCGUCGGCAGGGAAGGCCUCAUAGAUAUAAAGUGUCUGCCUUCAAUUAUGGGAUCUCUAAUCGAUGGCGUGAAAAGAACCUCAUGCUACUCGGUAGAAAAUGGCAAUGUAUCCCUGAAAAGAAGCCAUAAUUAUUAUUACCAGGUUCCAGGGCAGCUGAAUAUUACGGGACGCACCUUUUGCGAUUUUAUUCUCUAUUGCGAUUCAGAUUUCCACGUAGAGAUAAUACAUAAGGACGAACAACUAUGGUGUGAGGUAAUGGUUCCCAAAUUAACAUCUUUUUAUAAAGAGUGUAUUUUGCCCGAAAUCUUAGACGGCAGAAUUCCUCGCGGUAUGCAAGUACGAGAAAGUACAAGCAAACCGAUUCAAAUAAAUAAAAAGGUACAAAACAACCGGUAG